Molecule: messenger RNA, 4997 nt
Organism: Scleropages formosus (Asian bonytongue)
Lineage: Eukaryota; Metazoa; Chordata; Actinopteri; Osteoglossiformes; Osteoglossidae
Product: cohesin subunit SA-2-like
Exons: 36
Coding region: 404-4243 (1279 amino acids)
Biological process (GO): sister chromatid cohesion
Cellular component (GO): cohesin complex; chromatin; nucleus
Molecular function (GO): chromatin binding
Source: RefSeq, a predicted model, not a curated record
UCGUGUUGUGCAAGUGCAAAAACUCAAGAGGAGCUACCUCCGCGGUGACCCCCGGGCAACGACGUCCGAACAAAAGUUUCGGCCGCCAGGUGGCGUCUCUGCAGCGCGAGCCCCCUUUCCUGCCUAAAUCACCAAAACAACAAAUCGAGCGGAGCAAGUGGGCGAAAAAGUGGGAGAACUCCGACCGCCACUUUCAAACUAAGCUACGGAACGUUGGAAGCAUUUUCCGACAAUCGAAUUUUCAAUAUAUUUUUGCCGCGGCCUGCGGAACGCGACAGAAGGCCUGGGGUCGGCGUUAUAGUCAUAAUAACGACAAGGUCAUCUAAGGUGGCAGUGUCAAGAUCUUCUGAGUGCUCGCUGUCCGUAGGUAUAUAUUAGGUGUGGUACAGAAAAUGUUGAAGAAAUGAUAGCAACAUCAGAAUUUCAAGCGGAGUUCCAUUUUCCUCAGGAAACUGAUACACAGUUGUCCUCUGACACUGAUUUUGAGGAUCCUGAUGGAAGGAAUGCAAAGAAAACCAAAGGAAAGACCACAAAGAGGGGGAAGAAGGUCCCUGCGGAGAAGGGCCUGGCAGGAGGGAAGGCUGGCAGUCAUGGCCGAAUGAAUGGUCAUCAUCAAGAAAAUGGCAAAAAAAGCAUGAUGCUCUUUGAGGUGGUGAAAAUAGGGAAGAGUGCCACGCAGUCAGUUGUUGAUGACUGGAUCGAAUCUUACAAGCAUGACAGAGAUGUCGCACUUCUCGACUUGAUCAACUUUUUCAUCCAGUGUUCGGGUUGUAAAGGUGGUGUUAGUGCCGAAAUGUUUCACCACAUGCAAAACUCAGAAAUCAUAAGGAAGAUGACAGAAGAAUUUGAUGAGGACAGUGGUGACUACCCUUUAACAAUGGCAGGGCCUCAGUGGAAGAAAUUCAAAUCAAAUUUCUGUGAGUUUAUUGGGGUCUUGGUACGGCAGUGCCAGUACAGCAUCAUCUAUGAUGAAUACAUGAUGGACACAGUCAUCUCCCUGUUGACUGGUCUGUCCGACUCCCAGGUCCGGGCCUUCAGACACACCAGCACACUAGCAGCAAUGAAGCUAAUGACAGCCCUAGUGAAUGUAGCUCUGAAUCUUAGCAUCAACAUGGACAACACUCAGAGACAGUAUGAAACAGAGCGGAAUAAGACGAUCGGCAAAAGGGCCAGUGACAAGCUUGAGCUCCUCCUUCAGAAGCGCAAAGAGCUUCAGGAAAAUCAGGAUGAAAUAGAGAACAUGAUGAAUGCCAUUUUUAAAGGUGUUUUUAUUCACAGAUACCGUGACGCAAUAGCAGAAAUCCGUGCAGUUUGCAUCGAGGAGAUUGGGGUAUGGAUGAAGAUGUACAGCGACGCAUUUCUGAAUGACAGCUAUCUGAAGUAUGUCGGUUGGACCAUGCAUGAUAAGCAAGGCGAGGUGCGCCUCAAGUGCCUAACUGCCCUUCAGGGCUUGUACCACAACAGGGAGCUAAAUGCAAGGCUGGAGCUCUUCACGAGCCGUUUCAAGGACCGCAUUGUGUCAAUGACUCUGGACAAGGAGUAUGAUGUUGCUGUGCAGGCAAUAAAACUUCUUACUCUUGUAUUGAAUAGCAGCGAGGAAGUCCUCACUGCAGAAGACUGUGAAAGUGUGUACCAUUUAGUUUACUCAGCACAUAGGCCAGUGGCAGUGGCAGCGGGAGAGUUCCUCUAUAAAAAACUCUUCAGCAGCCGGGACCCUGCAGAAGAAGGGGUGUCCAAGAGGAGAGGGAGGCAGAGUCCUAAUGCCAACCUCAUCAAGACAACAGUUUUCUUUUUCUUGGAAAGUGAGCUCCACGAGCACGGAGCAUACCUGGUGGACAGCAUGUGGGAUUGUGCCACGGAGCUGCUGAAGGACUGGGAAUGCAUGAUCAGCCUUCUGCUGGAUGAGCCUAUCCUGGGGGAAGAAGCCCUGACUGACCGCCAGGAGUCAGCCCUGAUAGAGAUCAUGCUCUGUACAAUCCGCCAGGCUGCCGAGUGCCACCCACCUGUGGGCCGAGGCACAGGGAAGAGGGUUCUUACUGCAAAGGAAAAAAAAACCCAGCUAGAUGAUCGAACACGAAUAACGGAGCUUUUCGCUGUGGCUCUGCCUCUCCUGCUUGCAAAAUAUUCUGUGGAUGCCGAAAAGGUCACCAACCUCUUACAACUGCCACAGUACUUUGACCUUGAGAUCUACACGACAGGAAGAUUAGAAAAGCAUUUGGAGUCUUUGCUACGACAAAUCAAGGAGGUUGUGGAGAAGCACACUGACACAGAGGUCUUGGAGGCCUGCUCCAAAACCUACCAUGCCCUUUGCAACGAGGAGUUCACCAUCUUCAACAGGGUGGAUAUCGCCCGGAGCCAUCUGCUGGAUGAGCUCGUAGACAAGUUCAACAGACUUCUUGAAGACUUCCUACAGGAGGGUGAGGAGCCUGAUGAAGAUGAUGCCUACCAAGUUCUUUCCACACUCAAAAGGAUUACAGCUUUCCAUAAUGCACACAACCUCUCCAAAUGGGACUUGUUUACUAGCACCUUCAAGUUACUAACCUCGGGCAUUGAGAAUGGAGACAUGCCUGAACAGAUUGUCAUUAAUGCAAUGCAGUGUACUCACUACGCAAUCCUGUGGCAGUUGGCCAAGGUCACAGAGAGCAGUUCCAAUAAGGAAGAUAUGGCUACCCUCAGGAAACAGAUGAGAGCUUUCUGUAUGUUGUGUCAGCGCUACCUAUCAAGUGUGAACACAGCAGUUAAAGAACAGGCUUUUACCGUCCUCUGUGAUAUGCUCUUAAUCUUCAGCCACCAGAUUGUUUCUUCAGGGAGAGACAUGCUGGAACUGUUGGUUUACUCUCCUGACUCAUCUCUGCAAUCUGAACUGCUAAACUUCAUUCUGGACCAUGUUUUCAUUGAUCAGGACGACGAUGACAACAGCACAGGUAAUGGACAACAAGACGAUGAAGCCAGUAAAAUCGAAGCUUUGCAUAAAAGGAGGAACCUCCUUGCAGCCUACUGUAAACUGAUAAUUUAUAACAUUGUGGAUAUGAAAACAGGAGCAGACAUAUUCAAGCAGUACAUGAGAUACUACAAUGAUUAUGGUGAUAUCAUCAAGGAAACCAUGAGCAAAACAAGGCAAAUUGAUAAAAUUCAGUGUGCAAAAACCCUCAUCUUGAGUUUGCAGCAGUUGUUCAAAGAGAUGUUAUCAGACCUUGGGCACAAUUUCGACCGAUCAUCCUCAGUGUUCUCUGGCAUAAAGGAGCUUGCCCGUCGAUUCUCACUUACAUUUGGGCUAGAUCAGCUGAAGACCAGAGAAGCCAUUGCAAUGUUACACAAAGAUGGGAUAGAGUUUGCAUUCCAAGAGCCUAAUCCCCAAGGAGAAGGCCACCCUCCCAUCAAUCUUGCUUUCCUGGACAUUUUAAGCGAGUUCUCUUCUAAGCUCUUGCGGCAAGAUAAAAAGACAGUUCACCUGUAUCUGGAGAGGUUCAUGACCUUCCAAAUGGCCCUGCAGCGCGAGGAUUGCUGGCUCCCUCUCAUCUCGUACCGGAACUCCCUGCAGGCAGGAGGAGAUGACGACACCAUGUCCGUUAUUAGUGCUAUCAGCAGCCGCAGUUCCACCAGCCGCAGCAAAAAGGCCAAGCCAAUAGUCGGCAAGAGAAAGAUGACUGAAGUCGAGGAAAGCAGCUGCAGUAGCAGUGAUGGAAUGUGGAUUAACCAGCAGCAGACAGUGCAGACCCCAGUCAUGAUUUCCUCGCCUCACCUCACCUCCACUGUACUGAGGGACCCUAAGAGGAUUCGGCCUGAGGAGAGCUACAUGGUGUACCCCGUUCCUCCUGAGCAGCAACAGCAGCAGAUACAGCAGCCUUCCCCUCAGGUUCAGCCACCCCAGUCACAACCCCAUCAAAUACCUAUGGACUACAACACCCAGGUUGCUUGGAUGCUGGCCCAGAGACAACAAGAGGAAGUUCGGCAGCAGCAGGAUCGAGUCGCCAUGCAGUAUGCCAAAAUGAGAAGCCACACGCAACAUGCAAUUCGCCGUGGUGCAGAACUUAUGGAAGACGAUGAGGAGCCAAUUGUAGAGGAUGUUAUGAUGUCAUCCGAAAGUCGCCUAGAGGACCUCAAUGAAGGCAUGGAUUUUGAUACAAUGGACAUUGAUCUGCCACCAUCAAAAAAUCGCAGAGAGAGAUCCGAGCUGAAGCCAGACUUUUUUGAUCCUGCUUCUAUUAUGGACGAUUCUGUUCUUAAUGUCUCAAUGUUUUAAGUUGAAUUUGCGAAGACACAAUUUUUCUGUUCUUAUAAUAAACGCCUGGAUAAUGAACACAUUCUCUGGAGAAUCUUGUGGACAUAUUUAUUGAAUUUACCUGCAUUCAGAGGAAGGAUUAUCCUCCCACUGCUGCUGUGUGUUAUAACUACUUACAGCAUUGGUUAAGCUUUCUCUGUUACAGUUGCAGAAAGUUUGGCAUUUGAAAGCUAUGGAAUUUGGCAGUCCAGUCUGUAACUGUAAUAAACAUAUUUUGAAAAUGUGAAAAUGCUGUGACGGGUCUGUCUAAAAAUGAAAUAUCGGGUUCUUUUAAAGUCCUCAUUCAGGUUGUGGUAUGUAUUUUUAAUGGAACAAGCUGUUCUGCUUUUCUAAUUUAAAGGAGACUUUGAUCUAUCUUUCAGCUUUUUUUGUAAUAAUCAGAAGUAAUUUUUGAAGAGAUUAUUGAUUACUAUAAGUAUUUAAUUGUACCAUAUUAUGGAAUUUAUGUACAACCAUGGCACAGAUACUUCCAAUUUUUCAGUUUCUUUAAACUUUUUUCAUCUUUGACUACUAAUUGGAAGUGAAUUUAAAGUAUUCAGUGGCUACUUUAUAAGGUGAAGCAAUGUGCUCCGAAUUAUGGGUGGCAAUAAAUCACAAACCUUACCCAAAGAUUCAAACUCUUUCGGUGUUGCAUUCAGAAAAUAAGUCAGGAAAAAAGAAUCUCUAAAGUAGUCCCACUGUGUUGCAUCUGUGAUUUAAAAAAAUAAAUUAAUUU